Hordeum vulgare subsp. vulgare (domesticated barley) is the source of this 3439-nucleotide messenger RNA. Its product is annotated as protein FAR1-RELATED SEQUENCE 7-like. Bases 361 to 3018 code for a protein of 885 amino acids. The record is from RefSeq and is a predicted model, not a curated record. Lineage: Eukaryota; Viridiplantae; Streptophyta; Magnoliopsida; Poales; Poaceae. The transcript has 4 exons. Gene Ontology annotation, biological process: regulation of DNA-templated transcription. Gene Ontology annotation, molecular function: zinc ion binding.
ACCAAACGAGGCCUCAGGAAAAAACCCACGGCCCCGGAUGCGAAACCCGCACCCGCACCGGCCGCCGGCGCCACCCGAGCCCUAGACGGAGGCCCUCCGCGCCGUGCCACGCCCACGCCCCGUGGUCGCCACAACCUCUCUUGCGCCGUACGGCCUGGGUCCGCGCCCCGCGCCAUCGACCUCCAUUCCGCGUCGGCGUCGCCGGCGCUCGCUCGGACCGUCCUCCAGUCGCCGCCCAACCCUAGAGGAAGAGAAGCUCGCCUUCCGCGUCUCCGACCGUCUUCCGUCUCCGCAAGGGCUACGAGAGCCUUGAAUCCUACAACUCGCGCUCUUCCUGCCGACUCAGGCGACGAGCCAACCAUGGAAUCCGUAGAGAUCGUCCAAGCUCAGCCGUUCGCUGCGAUAAACUCCGCACUGCCGUGUGAUGAGGGCCGGCUUGGUACACCGGACAGAGAUACUACAAGCAUGCCUCAGUCUAGUUCGACUUCGACAUCCGAGUGUGUUGAGGAAUCAAAGCCCGCUGUGGGGAUGGAAUUCGAAGGCCUGGAGGCCGUGGAAGCGUUCUACAAGUCAUUCGCACACCGCGUGGGUUUCGGGGUCCGUAUCGGUCAGCAGAAGGCGGUGGACAAUGUGGUUGAGAGCAAGCGCUACAUGUGCUCGAGCCAAGGGUUCAGGUCCGAGAAGGGUAUAAGGAAUAAUAAGAAGCGCAAGAGGGAGGUCACUAGAUGUGGCUGCGAUGCGCAUAUCUACGUCAAGCGCUGUAGCGGUAACACCUACAAGAUUCACUCGAUGAUUGAGCAACACAAUCAUGGCUUUGUGCCACCUGAUAAGCUUCAUUUGAUUAGAUCAAACCGUGGAGCUAGCGAGAAGGAAAAGGUCAUACCCGAGUGCGAUGAGGCGUUGAGGCCAUCAAUAGGGAUGGCAUUUGAAGGCCUCAGCUCCGCGGAGGAGUUCUACAAAUCAUAUGCACGUCAUUGUGGGUUUAAGGUGCGUGUUGGGCAGCAUAAGUUGCUGAAUAAGGAGGUAGUGCAAUUCAAGCGCUUCAUGUGCUCAAGGGAAGGCUUCAGGUCCGACAGAGGUAAAGACCCCUCUAAUGAGAGAAAGAAGCGAAAUGUGAAGGUGACUAGAUGUGGAUGUAAUGCCCAUAUUGUUGUGAAGUGGUGCAGUGGUAAUACAUAUAAAGUAUCAUCAUUGAUCGAGCACCACAAUCAUGAACUUAUUUCACCUGAUAAAGUGACUAAAUCAAAGCGAAGAGUUAGUGAGAAGACAAAGAAUAAACUAAGCUCUUCACGCGUGCCUGAAUGUGGCGAGGCAUUGAAGCCAUCACUAGGGAUGGUAUUUGAAGACAUUGGUUCUGUGGAGGAGUUUUACAAGUCAUAUGCACAUCACUGUGGGUUUUCAGUACGCAUUGGGCAGCGUAAGUUGCUGAAUAAAGAGGUGGUGCAAUGGAAGCGCUUCAUGUGCUCAAGGGAAGGUUUCAGGUCCGAGAAAUGUAUGGACGUUGAUGAUCCCUCUAGGAAAAGAAAGGUACGUAAGGUAACCAGAUGUGGGUGUGAUGCUCGUAUUAUUGUGAAGCGGUGCAGUGAUAACAAGUAUAAAAUUACAUCAUGGAUCGAGCACCACAAUCAUGGAUUUGUGUCGCCUGAUAAGCGUCACUUGAUUAGAUCGAAUCGUCAAUUGGGUGACAAGGCGAAGCCAACACUGUCCACACACUGCAAUGCAAGCACAGGCACCUCCCAGGCAAACAGGCCUGAUCAUGUCAGUAAGGGGAGGUCUGACAAUGUGGGAUGCACAGAGAGAGACUUGCAGAAGUACCAUCAUGAUCUUUGUAGUAAAAUCAAGAAUGAAGAUGCUCAGAUGUUUGUGGCCCGGCUAUGUAGAAAGCAGCAAGUGGAUUCAGCAUUUUUCUUCGACUGUGAUGUGGAUGACCGGGGUAUGUUGGUGCAUGUAUUUUGGGCUGAUGCCAUAAGCAGGGAAAACUACAUUUAUUUCAGUGAUAUGUUAUCUUUUGAUUCUACAAACACCACGAAUCAACACGGCAUGAUUUUUGCACCAUUUACUGGCACCAAUCAUCAUCUGCAAAGUGUGUUUUUCGGUGCUGCAUUCCUAGCUGAUGAGAAGAUUGAGUCGUAUGCUUGGCUGUUUCAGACCUUCGUAAGGGCAAUGGGAGGGGUUGCUCCUAGAACUAUUGUAACCAGGGAAGAUGAUAGGAUGAAGAGUGCGAUCAGUAAUGUUCUACCAGCCACCACACAUAGGUUGUGCAUGUUUGAGAUGUUGGGAAGAAUGCCCGAGAAGGUCGAACUAUCUCUUAGAAAUAAUCCUCUAUUUCAGACAAGGAUGAACGAAUGUGUUUUGGGGUCAGAAACCGUGUUUGAGUUUGAGUCAAAAUGGGAUUCUGUAAUUUCCGACUUUGGGUUGGAGGGCAAUCAGUGGUUGGCUGAAAGGUAUUCCACCCGUGAAAGAUGGAUUCCGGCCUACUUUACCGAUAUUCAUCUGUCUGGCAUUCUCAGAAACAAUGCAUGGUCAAAGAGUGCAAAGUCAUUUUUCAGCUGUUUCAUCAACCAGAAGCUCUCUUUGGUCGAGUUUUGGCUUAGGUUUGAAGCAGCCUUAGACUGUCAGCGUCAAGAGGAAUCGAAUGCAGAUCACACGAGCGCCUGCACGACGCCUCAACUAAUAACACCAUGGGGAUUGGAGAAGCAUGGAAGUCUAGUGUUCACACAUGAGGUGUUCGAGAGAUUCCAAGAAGAGGUUGUCGCUGCUAGAGACCAUUGUGUUGUUGAAGACAUGGCACAAACCGAGGGGGUGAAAACCGUGGCCAUCGGUGAUGAGGGCUCUGACAAAGUUAGGGAGGUGCGUUGGGACGCAGUCACCAUGACGGCCAACUGCUCCUGCAGGCUUUUUGAGUCGGUAGGAAUCCCGUGCCGCCAUAUUACUCUAGUGCUGAGAAGCUCGAAACUGAAUGAGCUACCGCAAGGUUGUGUUUUGAAAAGAUGGCAAAAGAGUGCAAAAGUUGGGUAAUUUGAGCUGCGUUGCAGAUGUAUGUUACCCUUAGCAAGUCCCUUGCCAGAGUUUCAGGAUCGUGGCUGAAGAAUUGAUCUGCUAUACAUUUUUGGGUGCAAGCAUUGGAGUAGUUGUUUGUCCAGACAACCAGUUAUCAACUGAUAACGAAGUCCUGCAAUCUGAGUCGGAUGUCCUGAACAAGCAACUACGUUAUCUGUUGAUAACUGGUAACCUAUGCAUUGAAAUUUCUGCUGAACUUAUCUUUUUUCCAUCCUGAGGGCCUAUUUGAUUCUUAGGAAUUUCAAAAUGCAAGAACAGGAAAAAGAAUUCAUCCUAUAGGAUACCAGAGUGUGUUUGAUGCCAUUGGAAAAACAAAGGAAUUGUAAAAACAUGAGUGGAUGUUAUGUUUCUUAUGAAAUGUAGUACGAAUCCUUCCUUA